UUUGAGAGCAACAAAAGCAAAUAGCAUAUGAGAAAAAUAUAGUUGUAAGAUCGCCUUCAAGGAAAACCCAACGCUCAUGGAGGAGGGGGUGGUAUAGUUUUAUAAAGUUAAUUAUUUUUCAAGCACUUCCUUUCUUGGUCGGACUUUUGAUAUGGGCGGAUAUUAGAAUGUGUAUUGAUGGGAUGGACAUUUCUGUUUUUAUCCUUUACAGGUUUAUUUGGUUACAGAAGGGGGUCAACGCACUAAACUUUGGGAAAUGGAUGAGGUCAGCAAUCCGGAUGAGUGGCAUGUUCAAGAAACAAACAUCAUUAGUACCAGUGAAAGGAUGAAGGUGUCUUUUGAGGCGAGCACGACUGAUUAUCGGCAGGUCAGUGGAAUUGCCGUUGACGACGUUUACUUCAAAGAUUAUCCAUGCCCUCUGGACCGGAGCUGUGAUUUCCAGAACAGUUUCUGCACCUGGAAGAACGAUCUAACCGACGGGGAAGACUGGUACAGACUUCAUGGAGCGUCUCCAGACUGGCCAAAUUCCGGUUCCGACGUCGACCAUACCUAUAACACAGAUUAUGGUAUAUACAUUCAUGUGUAUCAUUGGGAGUAUGAUUCGAGUCCGAUUACAGCCAUUUUGAAAUCCACUGUCUUCACUGCUGAUGUCUCACGCUGCUUUGGAUUCUAUUACGUUCUAUUCGGUUAUAAUGUUGGGAGCAUCGAGAUUCAGGUACUUACGGAUAUCUCUCCAACACCAUGGAGUCUGAAAACACUAGUAGGCGACUCGAUCUUUGGAUGGAAGCAGGCGUUGGUUCCUAUUUUACCAUUCAAAGAAGCCUACUCGUACCAGAUCUUAUUGGUCGCACACAUUGGUAUUGGAGGGGAUGGGGAACAGUGCGUUGAUGAUAUAACACUCGAGGACCGUGAUUGCUCUGAUCUACUAGCUCCAGAAAAUCAGGGUUGCGAUUUUGAAAACGACUUCUGUUUGUGGACCCAGGGGAAAAGCAGUAGUUUCAGUGGAUGGAUACGAGCGUCGGGAGAAAUGCAAACCGACAGAAGCCCAGGAUCGGAUCAUACAUUUGGAGACGAAAGGGGAUUCUACGUAUACCUGGAUGGCUACAACGGUGAGUGGGCACAGCUGACCUCAUCACGAAUGCUUCAAACAAGCCAGGAUGACGUUUGUCUUGAGUUUUGGUAUCAGAGUUAUGGAUGGCCAAGUGGAAACAGGCUUACUGUCUAUGUACAGACAUCGGAUGGACUUACGACUGUAUGGGAAGAAACAGAGCCUAUGGGGCCUCACUGGACCCAGGGGCUAGCUAAGCUUCGUCAAUCUGGAGAGUUUGUGGUUAUUUUCGAAGGCGUUCAUGGCAAAGGCUACGAUGGGGUACUAGUCUUAGAUGACAUCGAUUUCACAAUUGGUGAAUGUAAGAUACCAAAUUACUGCGGAUUCGAAAAUGGUCAAUGUGGCUUCAAUCAAUCGCCGAGUGAUGCGUUGCUAUGGCAACUUUCCUCCUCCGAUUCCAGUUCAUCCCAAGUCAUACCGCCUUAUGAUUCAACUUUUCAGCUACCUUUGGGGCAUUUUAUGUUUUUAGAUCUAACUGAUGUUCAAAAUGUAAACCAAUUUGGGUUAUUAGAGUCUGGUGUGUAUUCCCAAGGGCUAAACCCCGAUCGUUGCCUUACAGUAUGGAUGUAUAUGUACACUUCCAUGGAUAUUGACCUUACGGUAAGCCAAGUAGGUGUUCCUUCGGGGAGCGCCAAGGUUAUUAUAUCCUAUUCUGGGGUAGAUCUACCGCAUGAGUGGCUCGUGUCGCAGAUCCAACUGUCGGUCGAUGAAAACUUCAAGAUCACAUUCCUCGUGAAGAGUCUUGACAUAUUCAGCGAUGGAUCAGUAAGCCUUGACGAUUUUAAAGUAGAAGAUGGACCCUGUCCGGUACCGGGUACUUGCGAUUUCGAAGAUGGGUUCUGCCUGUGGAAGAAUGAGGUUGAUAUGGAUGAUUUUGAUUGGAUACUCUAUAGAGGAUUACAAGGUACUGGGGCGGACAGCGGACCUUACGGAGAUCAUACGAAGGCAAACCAAGAGGGCGUUUAUGCAAUAAUUUCCCCACCGGGACACUCUGUACAGGAUUAUGCAAUUCUCAAGUCGCCGGAAUUCCUGGCGGACUCCACCCAAUGUUUGAAGUUUUACACCUACCUAAACGACGAGCUUACGGGUAGGUUGGACGUUCAAGUCCUGCCAAGCACGGAUACAGUUGGUGAAGUUGUCUUAUCCCUUGAGGGGAAGCAAGGACCUUCUUGGAAAGAAUCAUUGGUUUCUUUAAAUAUCACCGACACAGAGGCGUAUGUUAUCCUUUUCAACGCAAGUGUUGGGGCUGUUGAUGCUAAAGCUAACAUCGCCAUCGAUGACAUUGCUUUUUACCCCGGAGAGUGUACAGGACUUACAGACGUUUGUCAUUUCACAUCGGGAUUUUGUGACUGGAUGCAAGAAGAUGAAAUCGAUGAAUUUGAUUGGUUGGUUGGCUCUGGUGCUGACACUCGCUACGGAAACAAUAAAGAGCUUCCUGACCACUCAUUCGGAACCGUUCAAGGUGGAUACGCCUACAUUGAUAUGCGAGAUGCGAGGAACCAACCGGGUGAUAGAGCCAGACUGGUCAGCUGGGAAAGGUCUUCUCCAAGAGAUGCCCAGGCUGAAUGUCUUACGUUCUGGUAUCACCAAGAUGCGGAAGCCGUGUCCCUUAAUAUAUACAUGCAGUGGGUUGAUAAUGGAACAACAUACAUCACUGACGACCCGCUCUGGUCGACCAUCGGUAACAAAGGGGAUCAUUGGUGGUUUGGAGGGGCGACUCUCAUUAGCAAAUUUCCGUAUCAGGCUGUCAUUGAGGGUAAGAUGGGAGCGGGAGACACCGGUGGAUUAACAAUAGAUGAUGUUGAAUUCAGGACAGGACCUUGUGAUCCUAAAGGUCACUGCAAUUUUGAUCAUGACAUGUGUUCUUGGAGGAACGCUGCUGAUGAUGGUAUUGACGAUGAUGAGAUUGCUUGGAGACGAGCUUCAGGAAGUACUGAAUCAACAGGCACAGGCCCGACCAAUGAUCACACCCGAGGAACAAAAGAAGGAUUUUAUAUGUACGUUGACGGCUCGUUCACCUUUCCUUGGAGCAUAUCUACAUUGUAUAGCGAGAUAUUCGACAAGACGACCGCUGGCGGUGGUUGCUUCUCAUUCUGGUAUCAUUGGCUAAAAUCAUCUGUCGUCACAACGCCCCCGCUCACAGUAUAUCUCCGCCAGUACUCCCCACCAACAGUUCAUGAUCCUCAGGUUAUGUUUGAAGCGAGCGGCGAAAGUAGUGAAUUCUGGAGAAGAGGUCAGUUUGACGUUGAAUCGCCAACCGAUUUCCAGAUUUUGUUCCAAGCAAGCUUGCCUAGCACUGAUGACUUUGCUAUAGACGAUACAGUUCUCACCACAUCACCAUGCGAAGAGCCUAAUUUGUGGGACUGUACGUUCGAGGACGGUGAAUGUGGAUAUACACAAGUUGAUGAUGAUGAAUUUGACUGGUCACCUAAAAGUGGAGACACCUCAUCAAGUCUUACAGGGCCCUCCUUUGACCACACACUAGGAACAUGUACGUAUUCUUCUUUCCGUACAUGUGGCACAAUACGUAACAACUUUAGCAUACACUUUUCAGACACUUUCUGCAACGUUCAGAAUCUAUUGGAAUUACCGUCACGUCCUAUGAAUAGAUUAGUGGUCAUUGUUGAUAGUUUGAGGACGGUGUCGGCACUUCGUCCUAAGAUUUGGACCACACAAAAAACAAAUAUUUCGUUUGUCCAGAGUCACGAACAACAAUGUUGGAUCGAAUCAUUGAUUUUCGACAAAUGCUGCUUUAUUAUGAAGGGCUCUUGAAAAAAAAAUCUGCGCGGUAAAAAGCGAUUCCGAAAUGAUUAUUAAGAUGACUUAUUGUCUAAUAGGUCAUGUAUGUAGGCAUGCCGUGUGGACACCGUGAAACAAACUUUAUGACCCUGUAUUCUGUUCAGCAAUGAUGUCACCUUUGUUUAAUUAUUUGUUCGAGGGGUGGGGAUGACAUGGAUAGUGAGA
This is a messenger RNA of Lytechinus variegatus (green sea urchin), 4072 nucleotides long. Its product is annotated as MAM and LDL-receptor class A domain-containing protein 1-like. Gene Ontology annotation, cellular component: membrane. The record is from RefSeq and is a predicted model, not a curated record. The coding region runs from base 257 to 3880 and encodes 1207 amino acids. NCBI's taxonomy places the organism in Eukaryota, Metazoa, Echinodermata, Echinoidea, Temnopleuroida, Toxopneustidae. The transcript is spliced from 20 exons.